Molecule: messenger RNA, 402 nt
Organism: Symbiodinium natans
Lineage: Eukaryota; Dinophyceae; Suessiales; Symbiodiniaceae
Source: the annotation of a GenBank genome assembly
AUGCGGGAGAAGGUGCAGUUUGUCCAAAAGGAGUACCAGAUUCUAAAAGAGGAGCUGGCACAGUUAGAUCAAGAUCUCGGCGCGCAGCGAGAUCUGGUCACCAAGACCAAGCAUGAGCGGGAUGAGCAUAGGCAAGAGUACGCCUCGCUGAAGCAGCAAACCGGCAUCAUGAACUCUGAGCACCUGACGAAGGAUUUCAAGGACCGUGCGGAUCGCAUCAAGGAGCUCAAGGAUCAAAUCACCCAGCUGAAAAAGCGCCACGGUCAGAUGUCGCAGCGCAGAUCUCAGAUACCAGGAUGUCUUGUGGCGUGCAUGGCGUAUGCUAUAAGCAUGCUGUGGACAGUGCCGCUCGGACAUUUUAGCCAGAUGUUGCAAGCUCACGUUCGUUUUGGUGCAAUGUAA